AAUCUUAUAAUAACUGAGUUAAAAUGAAAGUUUUAAUUUGUGGAAUAAUCUGUUUAUUCGCUCUUUGCGAAGCUAAUCCAUUAAUUCCAUCUAGUCAUGAUGUAGUGUCAAGAGCUUUAGAGAGCAUUGAUUAUAAUAAUAUCGUCCCCAGGGAAUUGAUCACUAGACUGAAGUUUUUAACUGAAACUGAUAUCUUAGGAGGCAGCGAAAUUAAAGUAGUUCUAAAUCAAUAUGCAGAUACAAUAUUCAAUAAUUUACAGAAUUUUAUAAGAAACCACAACUGGCAGAAUAUCGAUAUUCCAGAUACGCACCUGAAGAUAACUGGUGGGAGUGUAGAUUUAACUAGAGGUAAUUUAAAUGACCUUGAUACAAUUUCUAGAGGCGGAGAUGUUAUUCUUACAUACGAAGGGGAUAACAAAAAACUUGUUAUUGAACUACCAAUUACUUUUGGAGAUUUACGAUUCCACUAUCAUCACCACACCAAAGCAUUAUUCAUUAGCAUGAGUGGCGAAAUUGACGGUACUGUUCAACAUGUACAGAUAUCUGCUAUAGCAAGUUUAGACCUUAAUGCUAACACUAUUUUCUUGGAUCAUUAUGACAUGAAACAUUCUGGAGAUGUUAGUGUUCAUUUUUCUGGAAAUCCAGUAGUGGACUGGUUAGCCAACGCACUUAGUGCGGUAGUAACCACUUUCAUGGGACAAGUUAUUGUUAACGUUAUGGCCAAAUUCAUUAGAGACAACCUAAGAGCUGUUAUUGAAAAACUCAACGAAGCUAUUGCUGAUAUUAUUAAUAAUUAAAAACUUUUAUUUAUUUCAAUUAUAUUCUUAACAAACUAAAAAAAUUAUAUUAAAUGUUUAUUAAAUA
Diabrotica balteata is the source of this 864-nucleotide messenger RNA. The record is from the annotation of a GenBank genome assembly. Lineage: Eukaryota; Metazoa; Arthropoda; Insecta; Coleoptera; Chrysomelidae.